Naegleria lovaniensis is the source of this 771-nucleotide messenger RNA. RefSeq lists its product as uncharacterized. The transcript has 2 exons. The record is from RefSeq and is a predicted model, not a curated record. Bases 1 to 771 code for a protein of 256 amino acids. NCBI's taxonomy places the organism in Eukaryota, Heterolobosea, Eutetramitea, Acrasida, Naegleriidae.
AUGAGCGUGAACAUGACCAAUGUGGUGGAUGAACUCACCAAAGUUGCUCAACACAAACUCGAAUCUCUUCCCGUCUCGAAAGACAUUCCUCGUCUCGCUCGAAAAUUUACUCUUUUCAGAUAUAACAAACAAGAUUCAACAAUGCAAGAAAAGAAUUUCACAGCGGAUAAAGCCAAAGAUAAGAUUAAUAUAGUCUUGUUCGAAUUGAUGCAUGCUUUGUGUUCAGAGAUUGGUACUCAAUCACCGGGUGGAGCUUCUCAAGAAAUAUUUGACACAGAGGUUAAUACGAAUAUUCCAACGACUUUUGACAAGUAUUUACUCAAGUAUUAUGGAGAGAAUCAUGCAAUUAUCAAGUUAUUGAAAUGUUGUAAUCAGAGUCCUGUAAUUGCUGUGUUGUUUCAUGUGAGAGAAUGUUUAAAGAAUCAUGGAAUUGAAUUUAAGGAUUGUAGAGGAAUGUGGUUCCUGGAUUUCCACACUGGAAAGGACUUUAAAACACCAAUCAUUACUCAGAGACGUAUCGAACAAGUGUAUAGCAUUUCAGAAGACAAAUCCAGUCUUAUUUGCAAGUAUAAAUUUGAAUGGGAGAUAUCCAUACAAUUCGAUACACUACAUUGUGACCAUAUUACAAAAAUUGAAUUGAAACUGAAAGAUCUUGAUUACUCUGGUUAUUCAUGUCCAGAAAAAGAAAAGGAAGAAAGUGGAAAAGUGUUUGCAAAAGCAUUUUCAGGAACUGUUGUGGACGGCUUGAAAAUUGCAGUCACAGGCGAUUAA